CCACCAUUCUCCUGCACUGCACCCAACCACCACCACCACCACCACCAUCAGGGUCGGUGCUUGACUGCCGGAAUCCAGUUACCCUCUUACCGGACAUUCCUAUCUCCGGUGAGGUCAUACCAACAAGAAACAAUGGCAUACCGGUUCUCCGCCCUCGCCGUCAUCUGCCUAGCUCUGACGGCCUCCGUCUCCGCUUUGGCUCCGGCUGCCACCCCUGCCUCCGCCCCGGCCCAUGCCGCUUCACAGAAUAAAAGCUCUGACUCCUCGGCAGCCACUCCCUCCGCUGCUCCGAGCGCCACCCCUAAGGCCGCUGCUCCUACUGCUUCCAGCCCGGCUAAUUCUUCUGCAGCUGCUCCUACUGCUUCCAGCACGGCUAAUUCUUCUGCCGCCACUCCUGCACCUUCCGCCACUACCCCUGCACCUUCUUCCUCCCCUACCGCAAACUCUCCUGCCAAGUCCCCGGCAACUUCACCUUCCGCCUCCACCCCCGCCACCUCCCCCACCGCCUCCACACCUGCGAGCUCCCCAUCGUCCACCUCUGCCGCACCUGCACCCGGACCGGCUUCCGACGAUGUAACACCUUCCGACGACGAUGGUGCAUCACCUGCUGGAACGCCGAUCAGCAGCCCACCCAGCCCCCCAGAAUCAAACCUGGGGCCGUCAUCGGCAGUCUCACCAGCUCCAGAGAGUGACAAAAUCGCCAGCGGCGCUGCGGCAGUUAAGAUCCAGGCCGCCACCUUGGUCGUCAUGGCCGUCGCCGCCGCCUGGUUCCUGUGAGUGAGCUUUUUCCGUGAAAGGAGUCUAGAGGCCGUCGACAUGUGCCGCUUCUUCUCCCCUAUGAAUAUGAAGUAAUGUCAUACGGAAGAUCACCUUCUCUUUCUCUUCCUGGCUUUUCCCAGGGCCUAAAAGGCUAAAAGUUGAAAAAGUUUAUAUUAUAAUUCAGAAAAUUUUGCUGUUUUA
This is a messenger RNA of Nymphaea colorata (pocket water lily), 960 nucleotides long. RefSeq lists its product as uncharacterized. The coding region runs from base 133 to 777 and encodes 214 amino acids. Lineage: Eukaryota; Viridiplantae; Streptophyta; Magnoliopsida; Nymphaeales; Nymphaeaceae. The record is from RefSeq and is a predicted model, not a curated record. The transcript has a single exon.